Messenger RNA from Neurospora crassa OR74A, 6644 nucleotides. RefSeq lists its product as hypothetical. The transcript has 5 exons. Bases 1 to 6126 code for a protein of 2041 amino acids. The record is from RefSeq and is a predicted model, not a curated record. Lineage: Eukaryota; Fungi; Ascomycota; Sordariomycetes; Sordariales; Sordariaceae.
AUGGUAUGUGGAAGUGUCAACAAGCAAAUCUCGCGCUUCGAAGUCACAGCGGUCUAUACCCAUCCGCAGGCCACUGCGGACAUUGUCCUGGUCCACGGCCUCAAUGGCCACCCAGAGAAAACAUGGACGGCUGCCAACAGCGUGUUCUGGCCCACCGACCUGCUCCCAGCGUCUCUGGAGCUGAAAAACCAGCACGCCAACGUCUUGGUUUACGGCUACAAUGCCGACGUCUACUCAAGGGGCACCAGCACGCCUAGUAACAACUUCAUUCACCAGCACGCCCAGUCUCUGGUCACCUCGCUUACAUCGUUCCGCAAGAGCGAAGGGACCGAGAGACUGCCAAUAAUAUGGGUGGUGCACAGUUUGGGAGGUAUAGUAACCAAAAGGGCACUACUAUACUCGAAUGAUAUCCGGGCCCAUCAGCAAGAAGACCUGCGCUCAGUGUUCGUAUCUACGUACGCCAUCAUCUUCCUCGGCACCCCACACCAAGGCUCAGACUUGGCCACCUGGGGCCGCAUGCUCCAAGCCAUGUCGGACGCCGUCAUUCCCCGGCGCUUCUUCGAGACCGAAUCCGUCCUGCUCAAGUCACUCAAGAAGGACAACGAGACCCUGCAGGGAAUCAACAACCACUUUCUCGACAUCUACCAGCGUUUCAAGAUCCACAUGGUGCAUGAGAACCAUACCACGGACUUGAGAGGGACAAGGGCGCUCGUGGUGGAUGCGAACUCGGCUAGUCCGCAGUUGCAGGGCGUGAUAUACUAUGGCAUUGAAGCGACACACUCGGGCAUGUGCAAGUUUGAUGGGCAGAACGCGCCUGGCUAUAGGAAUGUGUCGACGGCCAUUACGGAGUGGGUGGCGGUGGCUAGGGCAGUCAUCGACAUACGCUGGGAAGCAGAGGAGGAGGAGCGGAAGAAACGGGCUGCGGAUGAGUACUAUGAGAGGAGUGUGCAGGCUAUGCAGUCCUACCAACGCUCGCAUUCGCCGGGUUAUAGCAACCAGCAGUUUCCCUCCAUCGACAAUUACAGCAAUGAGACUCUUCUACUUCAACACCACCCUCAUGGCAACCAGAGACGUCCCAAGCUCCUGACACCUCUGCCGUCGUCUCCGUCACAAUCUACGUUGUCCACGCGCGAACCUACGUUGUCCACGCGCGAACCUACGUUGUCCACGCGCGAACCUACGUUGUCCACGCGCGAACCUACGUUGGUGUUGGAGCCGGGCGUCAUCAGCCCUAGCCAGCCCGUUGGUGGGAAUAACAACAAACCCCUCACUACUACUACCACCGACAUUCAACCUCAACCACCACUUCCAGCGCCCCUUACCCCCCAACAACCAAACCCACCUGCAACACAAACCCACCGUCACUCCCAAACUCAAACUUCCUCCCCCGAACAACCAGAACCCCUAUUCAUCCACCCCGACUCCUUCCGGCCCAACUCCUUCUUCGUCGGCCGCGAAGACGAACUCCGCGGUCUCCACGAAAUGCUCCAAGACCGCCGCCGCCGUCUCGAAGGCACUUCCGCUGUGCUAAUUCAAUGUCUCCCCGGCGGCGGCAAGACGCAUCUAGCGCGCGAAUACGUCUAUCGCUACCGCGAUCACUACCCCGGCGGCGUGUACUGGGUGCGCGCCAAGAGCAGAGGGGAGGUGGAGUCAGGUUAUUGGAGGGUAGCCAGGAUGGAGAUUAUGCGUAGUAGUACUACUACUACCACUACCUCUAACGAUCACGUAACAAGUUUGGGAUUAGGAUUGGAAGCCCUGAGGGAAGAUGCAAAGACCAUGGUGCAGGUUGUCAAGGCAUGGUUUAAUUCCCACAGGGACUGGUUGUUGGUGUUGGACGGGAUCCAGUUCGACAUCCCAGGCUUGUCAGACUUCAUUCCGGACGCAAGGCACACGAGUAUCAUCUAUACCAGCACGGAGAGGGCGGUUACGGGCGAUCCGAGGUUUGAUAAUCCGCAGGUUAUGGAGUUGGGAUUGUUGACUCCCAGACAAGCGGUGGAACUGCUGUUGACCGAACUUGACCGGAAACCUACCUCUACUGUUUCUACCUCCUCCGCCAAUCAUGCGGGAAAUGAUGGCAACGGCCGGAAACAUGGAGGGUGGAAAGAUGAAGAGGAAGAGAAACGAGCGCUGGAGCUGGUUAAUCUGAUGGGCAGGUUACCGCUCAUGAUCCAUGUCGCGGCGCAGCAUCUGAAAGCGACGAGGGAGCCGUUGGCGAGGUACCUAGCGGGGUGGAGGGCAAGUAAGCCGAAGCAGGUGGGCAAUUUGCAUGCGUAUAAGAAGGUCAGGGAGCAGUUGGAUGCGAGGGGGAACGUGGCGGCGUUGAAUUUGGUGGGGAUGUUGGUUUGGUGGGAGCAGUUGGUGCCGGUUGAGAUGGUGGCUUUUGGCCUCUCAGCCUUAUCCCGCGAUACCCCCGUCAAAACCUCCGAUGCGUCCCAUAGGAAGACGACGCUCAACAACACCCUCAAAGUCCUCAUCAAGUUCGCCCUCAUCGAACGCACCACCGAAUCCCACGACAGCAUCACACCCCUAACCCGCAGCGCUAGCACAGUCAGCUCUCGCACUUCCGCCAACCGCAGUCUCGACACUCCUGGCACGAAUCAACACCGGAAUUACAGUGACUCCUCUGACUCGCUUGACCUCUUGCGGAUCCACUCCGUCAUCCAAGCGUUUUUCAUCGAGACGCUGGCAGAGGAAAAAACUGCGGUGGCUUGGAUCGAGAGGGCUGCGGCGGUUUGGUGUAGGUCUUUUGACGAGGCGCAUAGGCGUAUUGAGGCGUCCAAAAGAGAAGGUGGAGGGGAGCACGCGGAGUUUGAGGGUCCAAGGGUGGGAGUGCCGGAUGAUUAUCGGAGGUACUGCAUCCAUGGCCAGAAGUUGUUGCAGAACAUCGAGAGGUUUGGUAAUGAGAAGAGGGAUCCCCAGAGGAGGUUGGAGAAGUGGAGAUGGAUGGUAAGACAGAGGGUAGAGGAGGCCGGGAGGGGGGUGGAGGAGCUGAGUCGGCUGGAGCGGUUGAUGGGGGUUGAAGAGGUGGAGGUGGUAAGUGUGUUUGAUGGCAAUAAUAGUGCGAGUCAGGAGGGCAGUAGUAUGUCGGAAACAGAUUCGAAUGAUACGACUGCGCCGAGUCAAGAGAGUCAAGAGGAAGGUCACGUCGGUCCGGGAAGUUGGGAGAGGGCGUUUGGGGGCGCCGCGGUAGAUGAGGGGUUCACGCCGAUGGAGUCGCCUAGUAGCUAUCACUUCUCGACUGCUUCGGGUCGUCGGAGGCCGUCGGACUUGACGAUGACGAUAGCAGGUCAGGCAGCUUCGGGUCCGUUCUCGUGGAAGGAGAGGGGGAUGGAAGCCACGGCGCCGUAUCCGACCGAAGGAGUGAUGCCCCCGACUCCUGGACUGGACAACAAAAUCAGAGGUUUGCUGGAAGACGAAAGGACUGUGGUCCCGGCCGCUGUUUCUGCUUAUUAUGAACCUGUUGGCGAACAGUCUCACGAUGAAGUUGACCAAGCAGCCCUCACACCUAUCGUCGAAACCCCGAGUGUCUACACGGCCCUAGACGGUUUGGAGAUUCCCACGCCCGCUCUUGAAACAGGACUCUUUGAGGAGUGGAACGCCGUCGUUCCCAACCACCGCGUCAUCAAGAAGCAAGAAGCCCGUCGGUACCACGACCGCGCCGGAGCCUGGAGAGAUGUUAGGACUGUCGGCGAUCCAAGAGUGGGAGUCACGCUGGAUGUGGCUGUUGGAGCGUUGGCUGGGAAGCCCGCGAUGGGUGCAGGUACAAGUGUUGUGCCUGUAUGGCCACCGCGUAGAACAAGGCGGGUGACGGCCCAGACACAGAGUGAAGCGCAGCUGGAGCUGAACAAAAUUCGACAGAAGGUCGCGGGCACGCAGGCUGUUAUUGCUCAGGCUCAGGCUCAGGCUCAGGCUCAGGCUCAGGCGGUUACUGACGGAGGUUUUGGAGGAUUGGGUGAUAGCUUGACGCCGCCAAUGCCGCCUAGGAAGAUGAGUGGAGGGGGGCUGUCUGCCGUGAGCGAUCUUUCUCCUCCUACACCGUCAUCGAGCGGGUUGCUUUCUCCGAGUGGAUGGCUGAAGAGGUUGAGGGAGGGCCUUGGCUCGAGUGUGCAGAGUGUACCAACGGCGGUUGGUUCGACAUCGCCAGGCAUGCCUCAGGGUCAGCAGCUUUCUCGAUCAGCACCGCAGGAGGAUGAGCUUGUGAUCGUCCCUGGUCCUAUCUUUAGAGGAAGUCGGACGUCUCGCUCAAGUCCGGCUGACCUUACCUCCUCUCCUUUUCCACCUCCUUCUUUUGCUGCUACUGCUGAUCUCGAUGAAUCGUGGAUUCGCCCGUCUCGAGCCACUCAUCGAUCAUCUGAGCCGUCAAGUCAGGUUGAUUGGGAUCAAGAAGCUGAGUAUCUCUCGUCUUCCCAGCCGAUGGUGAACACUGGGAAAGUGGCUACUGGAAGUCCUUCAUCGGGGAUGAGCAGAAACAGCAAUCCCACAGUUCCCGGCACCAACCUGAAUGCAAAUGGCAUGGGUAACAGGCCUUCACCCAUGCAGCUGCAGAUGCCUCUGAUGCCCAUCAGCAUCAACGCUCCUGGGUCAGGCGCUGGUCGACUACCUCAGAAGAUCCAACAACAGCAGCAGCAACACCGACCAGCGUCGUACACAGAAACCGAACCCUCGCCUAGGACAGAGAGUGCGUUUCCAGGUGUUGACACGAGAUACUCGCGAUGGGACGAGAAUCAGAUGCAUGCUCAUGGCCAUCCUCAAAGUACUUCGGCUUCCUACCAAUUUCCCACGGCCGGUGGUCAUGCCCAUCAAAAGCCGGCAACUUCCACCAGUCUCGGAAUGAAGGCCACCACAGCAUCUUCGACUUCAGCCCCCCAUCCACAACCAGCGCCCGCCAUCCUCUGGCGGAAUCUGGGCAGAGGGUUAACGAGAAGGAAGACUAAGGAGCGGAUUCAGAAUGUGCUUGGUGCUAAUAGCGGUCGAUCGCAAUCCGUGAGUCUGUCUGCCUUCCCGACUAGAUCACGACGAGGGAGUGGACAUCAGUCUGUGUCAGGGCAACAGCAUCCAUUGGCGAGUUCAGCCACUUCCACCACUACUGCUGGAAGUGCAACGCAAGGCCAGGAACAUGCGGGACGUCCAGAUAUGAUGGCAUCUAUAUCGAACAUGGGCGGACAGUUUCCUGGCACCCCUGCUUCUGCCAUUUCUUUCAUGCCGUCGACUCCAGCACAACAAACCAGCAUUGGCUCAAUCUCCGCGGUAGCUAGCUCACCCGUUACUCCAGCUCCUACAUCAAUCUCCUUGCUACAAUAUCAGGAACAGCGAAGUUCAUCCUCCCCUGCUCUUGGAACGGGAGUAGGGGCAGGAGCAGGCAUCCUCCUCAGCGACGGCACCAUCUUCCAAUUUCCUAGCAGCAGCGGUGUCACAUCAGCUUUCACUCCAGUGACUGAUGUCAGCACUGGGUCCCCUAUUGUCGGUCGACCGACGGGACAAGAACAUGGGUUUCCGCCGCCUGGGUCGCCGGUAGCAAGUGGAUUGGCAUGGGAAGUGCAGCAGUCACGUUCAAGACCGAUGGCCACGCCUAUUCAGGGAGGAGGAAUGACAAACGCUGCGCUUGCAAUGACGCCUAGCACCUCUAGCAUGGGACCGCCAACCAUGCCGCCCACGCCCCCGACCGCUACGGGUUUGGGAAUGGCCAGGAGGAAAAGAAUCGUUCAUCAGCUGACUUCGACUUCUUCGCCUGGGUUACAGUCUCCAAAUCCAAAUCCCAAUACUCCUCCUCUGAAUUCCUCAUUGCCUACGUUACCCUAUGAGACUCCGUUGGGUUCGGUGCCUCGAACACUUACUUCACCUGUGCCCUACGUUCCUGCUUCUCCUAGGGUCCCCGGUGCGAAUCCCGAUGCUGGCACCUCCAGUCUUAUACCCGGUGCUGGUAUUGCGAGUACAGCACGAGGAGGGGUUCGAGGAACAAGGACGAGAGCUAGAAGCGGAAGUAGUCCUGGACCUUGGAGGCCUUCGACGAUGGCGUCCAUGCCAAUGGGGAGUUUGCAUAGGCCUUGGAGUCGUGGACAUGGGGCGGGUGGAACUGGUUCUGCGUUGCUGUCGAGGUCGGACAGUCCCCAGUACGGGAACGAUUGAUGCUGGGAGAGGGGGUUCUGGGUAGGCUCAGCAGGGGAAGGAGGGAGGGAGGGAGAGGUAGUGGUGGUGGUGGUGACAGUGCAGGUGGUGGUGAUGACGGUGCGGAUGUUGGGAUGGGAUUGGGAGUUUUGUCGCCGUGAGGAGGGAGAAGAGUAGUGUUCUCUUUUCCAACGUGUCUGUGAUAUUAUUGUGUUGCUGUUAUUCUCAUGGGUUAUUCGUUCUUUGUUUGCUUAGUUGGGAGGCUUCAAAUGCUUUGUUAUUUCGAUCGUACCUAUACAAAUAACAGGUGCAGGCACGGAUGGAGGAUCUGAACAUAUGGCUUUUAACGGGUAAAAUGGUUGGCACAGGACACAUGGGUAACAUUUACAGGGACUGGAGGCGUUGUGCGUUGUCAACUGGGAAUAAUUUCUGUGUUUUCAAGCUACUUGGGGACAUACAUAAUGGUAUUCCUGGAGCUGGGAGUAUAUUUCACUGUCAAUCAUCUUCACAGUCCACGUUCACGAUGACGAGUGUAGCAC